AUUCGGACAGUGCAACGUUAUUUAAGCAAAAGUGCUGAAUGUUCUACAGAGGGCAAGCUGAUGAUAAAAGAGCUGAAGGAAUAUAUGGAAAGAAACCGAUACCCACUUGCAAUAUGCUGGAGCGAAGAUGCGACCAGAAUUACCGGUGGCAUUGAAUAUAAUCUGAACGAAGACAAACUCUCUGGUCUGGUAGCACCAAUCGGCACAAAUGGAAUGCCCAUCAUGAACCUAUUUAAAUGUUCUUCGCCACGGAAAGUUUUAGCGAAUAUACAAGAUAAGCCCAUCGGACGCAACGUUCAACUAUGCAUGGCUCAACCCAUCUGUAUGGACGCAGCUCCAUUUUGUAUACUUUACUACUGCACGAACAAUAAAUUUUCAACAACCGAUGUUCUAAACAAGUGGAACUUUGUUCAAGCUGAAAUGGACAAAGAAGACAUUAAAGUUGUUUGCAUGGCAACUGAUGGUGAUAGCCGAUUCAUUGGAGCUAUGCUGAAAAAAAUGAAGCUACCGAAUCAUAACGACAAUCCCUUUGGUGCUUGGUUCGUAUCCAACACCAACAAUGACAGUCUAUGCGUUCAGGAUCCAACUCAUCUAGCGAAUAAAUUUCGGACGAGGCUUGUCAAUCAGACCAAGCAGUUGAUACUCGGUCGGUUUCAAGUAUCGAAAAUACAUUUAGAAGAACUAAUGCGUGAUGUUUCGAAAGACCAACACGGCUUGGCCGAAGGAGACCUUAGUGACAAGGACAAGAUGAAAUUUCGACCAGUAGAAAAAAUUACAUCUGAACAAGUCAUGUCAAGUCUCGAUCAGCAUAUUCCUCUUUCCAACGGCACUGUGGCACACCUGAAAAUUAUUUCAUGCAUUAUAUCCUCGUACAUGGAUCCAUCCUUAUCGCCGUCGCAACGAAUCUUUAACGUGUGGUGA
Molecule: messenger RNA, 921 nt
Organism: Topomyia yanbarensis
Lineage: Eukaryota; Metazoa; Arthropoda; Insecta; Diptera; Culicidae
Exons: 2
Coding region: 61-921 (286 amino acids)
Source: RefSeq, a predicted model, not a curated record